This is a messenger RNA of Oxyura jamaicensis (ruddy duck), 2966 nucleotides long. It is a transcript of the gene FPGT, whose product is annotated as fucose-1-phosphate guanylyltransferase. NCBI's taxonomy places the organism in Eukaryota, Metazoa, Chordata, Aves, Anseriformes, Anatidae. The transcript is spliced from 3 exons. Gene Ontology annotation, molecular function: transferase activity, transferring phosphorus-containing groups. The annotation marks the transcript as partial. The record is from RefSeq and is a predicted model, not a curated record.
GGGGCGGCGGGGCGGCGGGCCGCGGGGGCGGGCAGCGCUCGGGGCCCGCAGCGCCGGGAGGCGGGCCCGGUUCCGGCCGCGGCGCUGGCUCUGACUGGAGUUCCGCGCCGCCGGGCAGGCAGAGCCGUGCGUCCCGGAGAGUUCUGGGACCUCGUCGCGAUCACCGCAGCCGACGCGGAGCAGGAGCUGGCGUACCGGCGGCAGCUGUCCGCAAAGCUGGCAAGAGGGGAGCUUCCUCUGGGCGUGCGGUACCACGUCUUCGCGGAUCCACCGGGACCCAAAAUCGGAAAUGGUGGAUCAACACUUCAUGUUCUCCAGUGCUUAGAGAAUCUCUAUGGUGAUAACUGGACUUCUUUUAUUGUGCUGCUAAUUCAUUCUGGUGGUUAUAGUCAACGUUUACCAAAUGCAAGUGCACUGGGGAAGAUUUUCACAGCUUUGCCUUUUGGUGAUCCUGUUUACCAGAUGUUGGAGCUUAAGCUUGCUAUGUACAUUGAUUUCCCCAGUCACAUGAAACCAGGAAUUCUCAUUACUUGUUCAGAUGACAUAGAACUUUACAGCACUGGAGUUGCAGAAACAAUCACAUUCGAUAAACCUGGAUUUACCGCUUUAGCUCACCCUUCAGAUUUGACAGUUGGGACCACUCAUGGAGUGUUUGUUUUAGAUCCAGCCAGUUUUUCAGGAAAAGGAGGACUUGAAUACACAUCUUGCCAUCAUUUCCUACACAAGCCUGAUACUGAGACAAUGCGCCAGUGUGGUGCAGUGUGUGUAAGAGGGAGUUGUUCUCAGCCGUGUUCCUCAGGAGUCCACAGUGACUCAGAAAUGGACUCAGAGUGUGUGUAUACAGACAGUAUAUUUUACAUGGAUCAUAGCAUUGCAAAACAAUUACUGAUAUUUUAUAAGCAGAUGGAUACUCUUUGCUGUGAAAUAGAUGCAUAUGGUGACUUCCUUCAGGCCCUGGGACCUGGAGCCACUCAAGAGUACACAAAAAAUACAAGUAAUGUCACAAAAGAGGAAUCGCAGUUAGUAGAAGUACGGCAGAAGCUGUAUUCUGUUCUGAAAGGAACUCCACUUAAUGUUAUAGUCUUAAACAACUCUAAGUUUUAUCACAUUGGAACUACUUGGGAGUACUUGUUUCAUUUUACAUCUGAUAGCAAACUGAAAUUUGAGCUUGAUUUACUGUCUGAGGCUUUUAGCAUCUUUUCAGACAAAGCUGAGACUUUGGAUAGAUCAGCAAGUAUCAUCCAAAGCAUACUGGAGCCUGGGUGUUUUAUAGGACCUGGGUCUGUUAUUGAAUACUCUAGAAUUGGACCUGAAGUCUUAGUAGGGAAGAACUGCAUUGUUAGUGGAUCCUACAUAAAUUUGAGAGUAGACAUACCUUCAAACUGUUUCCUGUGUUCAUUGAGUAUAAAAAUUGAUGAUCAAGUAAAGUAUGCAAGUAUGGUAUUUAGUGUAGAAGAUGACUUGAAAAAGAGUGUGAAAUUUCUUUCAGAUAUAUAUUCACUACAAUUUUUUGGAGUCAGCUUACUGGAAUGCUUGGACCUCUGGGGUGUACAGGUUUCAAACCAGCUCUUCUCCAGUGAUAAUACACAGCUUGGGUUGUGGACUGCUAGGAUUUUUCCUGUUUGUUCUAGUUUAAGUGAAUCAGUUAGAAUGUCAUUAAACAUGUUAAAUUCCGUGCAGCACAAGUCAGCUUUUAAAUUGCAUGGCUUUAAGCUCCUGUCUGUUGAAGAAAUGCUCUCCUACAAAGAUGUAGAAGAUAUGUUGAAAUUUAGGAAUCAAAUUUAUGAUGAAAUCUGUCUACAAAGACAGAAAGAGAAAUCUGAUUUGUAGAAGGAUUGAUACUUGAAGAAAUUUCCCGUCUUUCAUUGCGGAUGAUGUAUUACUUCCCAGAUUGUAAUGAUCAUAAGGAAAAAGUACACAGAUCUUCUCAUUGGCUCUAGCAACAUGAUAUAGUUUAGCAGUAAUUUAUGUUUCUCACUGUUCCUACUGCCUUUUUACAAGUGUUUCAAAUAGGCGUAGGUAAAAUGAUUUUCUCUUUAAAUCAGGACAUCCUAUCAAAGCAUUAAUAAUUUUAUUUCUCUGUUGUUUUUUUUUUCAUUUUUUGUACUUACUGUUUUUCAUCAGAGAAAAAGUAUUUUCAUGAGAAAUCAACCUUUCCCUUAUGUCUUUGGGGUCAAUACCUACCAUCAAGACUCGUCAAUUUUUUGUAGAAACAUAGAAUAUCCUGAGUAGGAAGGGACCAGCAAUGAUCGUACGGUCCACCUCCUGGCUGUACACAGGACUAACUAAAAUUUAAAGCAUAUGUCCAAGGGCAUUGUCCAAACAUUUAACCUCCGGCAGGAUUGGUGCCAUGGCCACUUUCCUGGGGUGGAGAUUACUGUUUAAUUAUUUGGGAGGUGUUAGAUUGAGUGGGCAGCUAUCAACUUUUUGUUAUCCACAGAGAUACUGAUACAUGUCAUGGGCAAAUUUGCAUUUCUCUAAACUGAACUGCCAUAGUCCUUGGAGUGAUACUUAAUCCUCAUGCAGACCAGUGGACUAAACAACAGAGAGAUGAAGUAUUUUGAGUGGUACCACAGUGCACAUCUUUGGGGAAACAGAUAAUAUUACCUACCCUGUAAUAAAGGUAAAUAAAUCUUUUGGUUUCUAUUGCUCCACCUAGCUCCAUAUUCUGUCCUCGGUUGUGGCACCACAAAAAUGCUAUUCACAGAGAGCAUACAAGCAAGCCUAUGUAUGUAUUCACAUUAUUUUCAGCAGUUCAUUACAUAAGUAAUCAGUCCACGCUUUUGUAAUACAAGGUGAAAAAAGGUUUGCACAAAGUUUAUAUUCAGAUAAAUCAUUUAUUUUUAAUUUGUCUUCUGUAAUGACUGCUUUUUUUUUUCCAUUUCACAUUAUUAAGAAUGUGUUGUGUAUUCUGUAACCGUAAUUUGACAGCAACAUAAUGGAUCUUUUUCUCAUGCAUUUAUCAA